AUGUCGGAGGAGGUGGGGAAGUCGCUCCAGGCCGCGCUCCAGCGGAUCUCCCAAGCUGCAGCACGCCGACACAAGACUCUGCCCUGUGUGAGUCCGCGCCUUGUUGCCGUCAGUAAAACCAAACCUCCGGAGAUGGUGGUGGAGGCCUACAAACAUGGACAACGCAACUUUGGAGAGAAUUACGUGAAUGAACUGGUGGACAAAGCCUCAGAUCCACUUAUUUUGGAAUCCUGUCCAGACAUCAAAUGGCACUUCAUCGGACAUCUCCAGAAAAACAAUGUGAACAAACUCUUAGGCGUCCCAAACCUGUUCCUGGUGGAAACGGUGGACUCUGUGAAACUGGCGGAUAAGGUUAACAGUUCAUGGGAGCGCAUCAGAGGAGGCAGUGCUCAGAGACUGCGCAUCAUGGUGCAGCUCAACACUAGCGGAGAGCACAGUAAACACGGCCUGCCCCCGGAGGACACCGUGUCCACCGUCAAACACAUCGUCUCUCGCUGCACUGCGCUUCACUUCACUGGACUCAUGACCAUCGGCCGCUACGGCUACGACCUGAGCCUGGGACCCAACCCCGACUUCCAGAUGCUGCUCAGCCGCCGGCAGGAGCUGUGUGAGAGCCUGAAGAUGCCCCUGGACGAGGUGGAGCUCAGCAUGGGGAUGUCCAACGACUUCGAACACGCUGUUGAAGUGGGCUCCACAAACGUGCGUGUGGGCAGUAUUAUAUUUGGGAACAGAGAUUAUCCCAACAGUGCAGCCAACACGCCCACCCCCAGCCCUGAGAAGACCUCCAAAGUGCUGUCUGAAGAGGCGGCGCAGAAGAUGCAGCACCUGACAGUCUCCGAGCACUGA
Molecule: messenger RNA, 846 nt
Organism: Knipowitschia caucasica
Lineage: Eukaryota; Metazoa; Chordata; Actinopteri; Gobiiformes; Gobiidae
Source: the annotation of a GenBank genome assembly